CGACACUUAUCUAACGAUAUCCUCUUUUCAGGUUACGGUCACAUAACACCCAAGACACGAGUGGGACGCGGUCUGACGAUCAUCUAUGCGAUCAUCGGUAUCCCGAUGUUCCUGAUCGUCCUGGCUGAUUUGGGCAAACUGUUUACGCGCAGCGUGAAGUUCCUGUGGGCGUAUGUGAGGCGGGUCUAUUACACCCGGUCGUGUCGUCGAAUACGUCGGCAGCAGCAGGUGCGGGAUGCGAUGACGGGAUUCAAUACGGUCUACGAUCUGGCCAUACGGCGUCCGAGCAUGUUCUUCGGCAUGACGGAGGCAACGAGAGCGGAACUGGAGUCGCAGGGCGAGGGCGAUGCGGAGGCGGGCAAAUCGCUGGGCACCUCGCACCCGGAAACGCCCACGUCCCCAUAUCUGGAAACCUUCGAAGUGGACGACGAAUUCAAUUUGCCAAUAUCGGUGGCCACGAUGCUACUGAUUGUUUACAUCCUGCUGGGCAGCGCCGGCUACACGUUCAUCGAGAGCGAUUGGAGCUUCUUCGGUUCGUUCUACUUCGUUUUCAUCUCGAUGUCCACAAUUGGCUUCGGCGACUUGGUGCCAGCGAAUCCGUUCUAUGUGAUGGUCAGCAUGAUUUAUCUGAUCUUCGGCCUAGCGCUGACCUCCAUGUUCAUCAAUGUGGUCCAAAUCAAGCUCAGCGAUCACUUCAAACGGGCCAGCGCCAAGGUGGGCGCCACCAUUGGCAUGAACAUGGCGAGUGAGCUUGGGGAGGGAUCACAGGUGAAGACGCCGUCGGAGUUUGCAUCGGUGCAUGGCUCACGCCUGGGUCCCAUCGAGGAAGAUUUCCACGAGACGUCGGCCAAUGGAGCAGCUAAUCCCAAUACCAAUUCUACCCCACCGCUCACAUCGAUAUUGCGUCCGCCACGCCCUCAGUCGCCAGCAACGGUACCACUGGACACGCCGCCUCCAUUGUUGCCCCGACAACAACCACAACAGCAACAGCCGCCGCCGCCUCCACCGUCCGAAGGAGAAGCAAAGAAAAAGUACAGAUUUUUCUAAGCUUAAAGAUUGACUUGAAAUCUAAUCCGAUCACGAGAGUCUUACAUAAUCUGAAAAUGACAAGAAAGAAACUGCAUACGAAUUAUUUAA
This is a messenger RNA of Drosophila navojoa, 1137 nucleotides long. RefSeq lists its product as uncharacterized. Gene Ontology annotation, molecular function: outward rectifier potassium channel activity; potassium ion leak channel activity. The record is from RefSeq and is a predicted model, not a curated record. Lineage: Eukaryota; Metazoa; Arthropoda; Insecta; Diptera; Drosophilidae. Gene Ontology annotation, biological process: potassium ion transmembrane transport; stabilization of membrane potential. Gene Ontology annotation, cellular component: plasma membrane.